This is a messenger RNA of Miscanthus lutarioriparius, 525 nucleotides long. The record is from the annotation of a GenBank genome assembly. Lineage: Eukaryota; Viridiplantae; Streptophyta; Magnoliopsida; Poales; Poaceae.
AUGGCGCGCAGCAGGGUCAGGGGCAUGCCCGCGCUCGCGCUGGUGGUGGCCGCCGUGGCCGUCGCGUGCGCCGAGGCGCGGCUGCCGGACUACCACCCGCCGACGUUCACGGUGACGGGCAAGGUGCAGUGCCAGGACUGCACCAAGAACUGGAACGCCUACGCCUACAACGCCAAGCCGAUCCCCGGCAGCAAGGUGAGCAUCACGUGCCGGGACACCAACAACCGGGUGGUGCACCACAGCUCGGACUACACGGACGGCCAGGGCGUGUUCAACAUCGAGGUGCCCAGGAAGGCGAAGAGCAACGACCGCGACAUCGAGGCGUCCCGGUGCCUCGUCCGCCUCGCCUCCUCGGGCGACGCGGCCUGCGCCGUCUUCACCGACUUCAACCGCGGCAAGACCGGCCAGAUCCCGUCUCGCCUCACGCAUGCCUCCCCAACAAGGAAAACCUACGCCGUCGGCCCGUACUACUGCACCCUGCGGCAGUGCGACGUCAAGGUCAAGGACGCCGACGCCGGCUACUGA